AUGGUGGAGACGUUAAUACCCGGGUUGGUGGACGACGUAGCAGAGCUGUGCCUGUCGCGAGUCCCACGCUCUAGCUUUCGGAUCAUUUGUCAGGUGUGCUGGGGAUGGAGAAGAUUCCUUUGGAGCGAGCGUUACGGAGCCGUUCGAAAGUUGACGGGUUCGGUGGAAGAGUUAAUGUGUGUUCUAAUGGAUCACCAGUACUGGGAAGUUUUUGAUGGCUCCGGUAACAAACUGGGAGGGAUCCCUCCCAUCCCUGGGCCUUUGAAGAGAGAUUCCCGCCUUGCGAUGCUCGAUGGCGGAAAGAUCGUUGUCAUCGGUGCAAUUUAUUAUAAAGGAAGAUCUGAGAUGAAGGCUUUGCCUUAUGUGUACGAGUUCAAUCCUUGUACUAACAGAAAACUGGCAGACAUGAACAUACCGCGUUACGGAUUUGAAUAUGCUGUUGUGGACGGCCUUUUGUAUGUGAUCCGAGGCCUUACCUCAUAUGGUGAUUACCUUUUCAACCUGGAAGUAUACAACCCGAAAACUAACAAAUGGAGCCUCAUGGAUUUUCCAUACCGCCCUACCUCUUAUUGUGCCUUCGCCUUCUCCUUCAAAUCCAAACUCUUCGUUGCAGGUGAGAAUUACUAUAAAUCGAGUUUCAUUUACAUAUAUGACCCCAAAACGGAGACAUGGGAGGAGUUUGACUCGGGGUAUUCAAUAAAGGCAUACUCUUACACUGUUAUUAGAAACAAAGUGUGUUUCUUCGACUGUUACAAUUAUCGGGGAAUGGUAGUGUUUGAUCCAGAGAAGAAUUCUUGGAGCUUUGUGUUUCUGCCUCAGUUCAGUGAUCAUGAGAGUGGUUUCAGGUUCAUACUAGGGAAAUUGAACAAUAAGGUUUUCCUGGUUUCACAGGAUGGUGAGGGCAUAUGCAGUGACGACUUUGAUAAAGAGGAUGCGGUCGAGUGGAAAGCCUCACCGAUUAAACUACCUGCUUAUACUUUCAUCAGCAGCGUUCUCAUCAACUUUUGA
Molecule: messenger RNA, 1008 nt
Organism: Eruca vesicaria subsp. sativa (arugula)
Lineage: Eukaryota; Viridiplantae; Streptophyta; Magnoliopsida; Brassicales; Brassicaceae
Source: the annotation of a GenBank genome assembly